This is a messenger RNA of Lodderomyces oxycetoniae, 3882 nucleotides long. RefSeq names its product Pga63p (gene PGA63). Gene Ontology annotation, cellular component: endoplasmic reticulum exit site; COPII vesicle coat. Gene Ontology annotation, biological process: COPII-coated vesicle cargo loading; intracellular protein transport; endoplasmic reticulum organization. The record is from RefSeq and is a predicted model, not a curated record. Bases 1 to 3882 code for a protein of 1293 amino acids. Gene Ontology annotation, molecular function: structural molecule activity; protein binding. NCBI's taxonomy places the organism in Eukaryota, Fungi, Ascomycota, Pichiomycetes, Serinales, Debaryomycetaceae. The transcript has a single exon.
AUGGUCAAAAUAAGUGAAAUCAGUCGCACAUCGACAUUUGCGUGGAACCAGGAUGCUUUACCAUUGUUGGCAACAGGAACAGUAGCUGGUGCUGUGGAUAUAAAUUUCAGUUCUUCGGCAACGUUGGAGAUUUGGGAUAUCUUUUCACACAAGAAAAAAAAGGAACCAAUCUUUAGUGCUCCAGUGGAAAAUAGAUUCUAUGCAUUGGCUUGGUCGAGUCCAUAUGAAGGAAGACCAAAAGGUUUAUUGGCUGGUGCUUUUGAGGAUGGAAGUGUUGAGUUUUGGGAUGCAGAAACACUCAUCAAAACAAAAGAUCUUUCAAAAGCCUCAGUACACAGGUCAAAUAAACACACUGGCGCUGUAAAGUCUUUACAAUUCAAUCCAAUCCAAAAACAUGUUCUUGUAACUGGUGGCUCAAAUGGACAAAUAUUUAUUUGGGAUACAAAGACUUUUGAUGAACCUUUUACCCCAGGUCAAGCCAUGACACCGAUGGAUGAGAUAAGCAGCGUUGCUUGGAAUAACUCAGUUGGCCAUAUCUUGGCUAGUACGGGAAAUAGUGGUUAUACUUCAAUUUGGGAUUUGAAGUCAAAAAAGGAAAUUUUGCAUUUGUCCUAUACAGGACCUUCCGGUAGAGCUAACUUUUCGCAAGUGGCAUGGCAUCCUACAAAGUCAACGAAAUUGGUCACUGCUAGUGAUAGCGAUUCGUGUCCUGUUAUUUUAACAUGGGAUUUGAGAAACUCAAAUGCUCCUGAAAAAAUCAUGGAAGGUCACAAGAAGGGGGUGUUGUCCCUAGAUUGGUGUAAAAAAGAUCCCGAACUAUUGAUGUCUAGCGGGAAGGAUAAUGCAACGUUGUUGUGGAAUCCAAUCGAGGGUAAAAAAUUGGGUGAGUAUCCAACUACUGCAAACUGGGCGUUUCAAACCAGGUUCGCACCUGCGGUACCCGACGUGUUUGCUACUGCUUCAUUUGACGGAAAAAUUGUCAUUCAGUCGUUGCAGGAUACCUCUCCACCUGUAUCAACAAAAGUGGCUGCAUCCAAUGACGAUAAUGAAUUUUGGAGUGAGCUUUCCGUAACUGAAACUCAGCAACCCGUAUUUGUGUCCCAGCAAGCACCUGCAUGGCUCAAGAACCCGGUUAGUGUUUCCUUUGGCUUUGGUUCAAAAUUGGUGAUUGUAACCAAAGAUGCCACUGGCAAGUCAAAUUUGAAAGUUACAAAAUUUUUGGUGAAAGGUCAUGAGAAGUCAGAAAAGUUGUUUGAGAAUUUGAAAAACGAAGAUUUUUCAACUAUUAUUGAAGAACGUUUGAAGAGCGUUGCAAUUAACGACAAUGACAAAUCCGAUUGGGAAGUAUUGAAAGCACUUUCCAAAGAUGGAAAGAAGAAGCUAUUUGAAAGCGAAAAAGAUGCUAUUGAUGAUGAAACGGAGAAUAGCAAAACGGACGGUUCUGUAGAAAAAAAGAACAAGGACACUGAAGAUGUAAAUGGCGAUGAUGAUUUUUUUGCACAUCUUGGAAAUGGUAAAGUACAAGAAAGUGACAGCACGUUUACCCCCACUGGUAAUUUCAAAAUUUACACACUGGAUAACAAGCCAGCUGACGUAAAGUUGAUCAAACUGAUAUUGAGAAAUAAAAUAGAUGAUGCUGUUGAUAUUUGCCUUGAGCAGAAUAGACUAUUAGACGCUUUAGUGUUGGCAUUAGAUAGCUCUGAGCAAGUAAAGGAAAAAGUAAAGGGUGCAUUCUUUAGAAAGGAAAAGGAUAAUAACUUGGCAAGAGUCAUUUAUAAUGCAACUUCGAAGAAUGUAACCGAUCUUGUCGCACAUGCAGACGUAAGUAAUUGGAAGGAUAUUGCCGUUAGCAUAUCAUCUUUUACAACCGACUCAGACGAAUAUGAUCAAAAGAUGGUUGAGUUGGGAGACAGAAUUUUGAAGGCCGACAAGACAAACAGAAAUGAUGCAAUUACCUGCUAUAUAGCUGGAGGUGCAUUGGAUAAAAUAGCCAGUCUUUGGUUACAAGAGUUGACACGGUACGAAUCUGAUUUAUUAAAAUCGAAUGAAAAGAACAUUUCAUCGCCAUCAGAAGCACGUUUGGAAGCCUUGACAAACUUUGUUGAAAAAGUGUCGGUAUACAGGCAUUACUCCAAAACAACUGGUGUUAUUUCUGGACCAUUAGUAGAACCAAUUUCAAAAACAGUUUUAGAGUUUGUAAAUCUCGUUGCGGGAACAAGCGAAUUUGAAUUGGCUAGUAAAUUGUUGCAAAUGUUACCUGGAGAGUUUGCUAGUGUUGAAAAAGAGAGAAUCUCAAAAGCAUUUGGGAAAAAUGCUGAGCCAGUAGCCCAAAAAACCGUGAAGUCUCAAUCUAGAGCAGGUGCAACCACUGCGGAAUUCAAGGGACCAAUACAGUCCUUUACAAGUGGUGGUGGUCCUGUGCCACCUGCUUUCCAAGGCACUUCUGCCUUCCCUGCUCAACAAUUGAAACCGCAAUUUCAGCCAAAGAUUACACCACCGUUGCAUCAGCCAGCUCCAACUACAUAUGGACAGCAGCAACAGCAGCAGCAGCUGUUGUCUUCAACUUACCCGGCGGCAAUCAGGUCCAAUCCUUACGCUAGAUCGAACCCAUACGCACCAAGUAACAUUUAUAAACCAGCGUCGGCAUCAGCGGUUACUCAACCUACGUCCAACUUACCAAAUCCUGCUACAGGACCACCACAACCUCCACUACUGAAGGCCAAUAGCACCGACGGAUGGAACGAUUUACCUGAUACUUUCAAACCAAAAUCUGCUGCUCCACGUCGUGCUGCGGCAACUGGUAUUCCAAGUCCCUCUCUCAUUCCCAACGCUGCAUUCCCAACUACUCAAAACGCAGUUCCUCAUCAUUCUCAAUUUGGUCCUCCAAAGAGAACAGUUUCUACAAAUAAUGUCGCACCUCCUCCAAAAAGCGCCAAUCGUUCAUCUUCUAAACAGGCUGUUCCAACACAACCAGUGUCAUCUCCAAAACCAGCACCAAGCGUGUCAAGUAAGUAUGCGCCACCUCCGGGUGCCACCUCUUCUAUUCCUUCAGCCCAAGGAUUAAGUGCACCAUCGACCGCAAAUGCGUCCCCUCGACAAGUGAAGAGAAACCCGUACGCGCCAACGGCAGUGCAAAUACCUCCCAAAAUUUCUUUUGCCUCACCACCAGCACAGCUGCUCUCAAGUGGACCUCCCACUCCACUGAAGCAAUUUCACAAAAAUCCGUACGCUCCACCUGCUAAUAAUGGUUACAGUCCUGCAACCGGAAUUGCCAUGCCUGUAAAUACGCCACCACCACCACCGCCACCAGCUGCUGCAGUGCAAUCGUCAAUGCAUCGACAAUCAUUUGGAACGAGCAUGCCAACUCCAGUACAACCAGCUUUUAGCAGUGUUCCACCUCCUCCUCCCCCAACUGGUCCUAUGACUCAUAAGAUGGCAGUAUCAACACCAGUAGCAGCAGCACCACCACCAACACCAACACCAGCAGCAACAGUACAAGGAUCUGUUCAAGAACCUGUACAGGUUGCUGUUGAAAAGCACCCCAAGGGAGACAGGUCGCAUAUUUCUGGAGAGGCGUUAUUUAUCUUCAAGUCAUUGAGUACAGUUGUUGAAGCAGUGAAACCAAAUAUCCCAGAGAAGUACUCCAAACAUGGGGCUGAUAUGGAACAAAGACUAAACAUAUUAUUUGAUCACUUGAACAACGAGGAGAUUUCGGCAUCUCUUUUAGAAUCGUUGAAACAAGUGAGUUCCAGUUUAGAGCAAAAGGAAUUUGAAACAGCCAAAGCCAUCAAUAUUGACAUUGCAACUAAUUACAGUGAUGAAUUGGGUCAUUGGCAUACGGGUCUUAAAAGACUCAUUACUAUGGCAGAGGCGAUGUACUAG